ACUUUAUUAUUCAUCUUGUUAGACAUGAAGAUUCUUGUAAUACUUUGUGUAGCCUAUGUUUUAAGGCUCUGUAGUUGUGAAAGUUUAGAUGACAUAAUUGCCAGAUUUGAUGGUGAAGUUGCAAAGACCCAAAAGCUUCUGGAAGAUGCUCAAUCGACUCUAAAGGGUGCUGAAAAUGCACUUGAAGAGUAUACCAAAGCUUGUACAGAAAUACAAAGUUCUAAAGGGAAGGAGGUAGAAGACGCUAGAAAGGCUUUUGAGACUGCACAAAAGACCUUAGGUAAAGUAUCCGGGUCUGAUGCUGUAUUACAAGCUCUAAAAAAAGCACUGGAAGAUCUUGAUAAAGGUGCAAAGUUCGAGCCACCCUCUGUGGAGAGUCAGGGGAAGGUUGUUAAAGAAGCUCUAGAAAAAGUGGCAGACAUUCAUGAUUUACUAAAUACGGUAAAACCCCUGGAAAAACUUGAUGAAGGUAAUCAUGAACAACAAUCAUCGGGGACUACUCCGGUAGAUGCCAAACCGAAAGUAGUUGAGCAUACCACAGUUUCUACAAGUGAUCCUGUAGAGAAAUCACCAACUGAAGAAAAUGUAAGUGAACAAGACACACCCAAAGAUACUGAAAAAACAAGUAACUCCGCGCCAGAAGAGUCCCGGGAAUCAGUAAGUAAUGAACCUAAUGAAACUCAAUCGGAGGAAGUGACACUUCAGAAACCUGUAGAAGAAUCUAAGACUCCUAUAGAGGAAGAUGUUACUACUACUGAUGAGGCUAAAUCUGAAGAUCUGAAACCUGAAAAGGAAUCUCAUAGCCUUGGUUCUCCUGAGCUCAGAGGAAGCAGAACAUCAAUCAGUUCCAGGAGACAAAACCGUAGAGAUUCUACAGCGAGCACAAUCUCUACAACUAGUACAGCAUCAACUCUUUCCUUGGAUCAAACUAGUGGAUCAGCAACUUUGAAGUUAACAAAACCUGACGACUCAAUCUAUCAGUCCUUCGAAUACUACCAUGAUGACAACCAUAUUAAACUGGUCCUUCCACAAGAGGAUGUGACAGUGACUAAAUUGUUAGAGUCCAGGUCUACAAUAUGGACAGGUAAAGCCGGAGAGACCCUUGAAUACGCUAAAGUCUAUCUUAAUAAGGACGGUAAGCCUGGCUUUGUUAGAGUUUGGAAGAGGGAUUCCUCAGGUGUAACAUGCAUGAACUAUACAACAGGUAGGGUCUACGGAUGGUCAGAAUUCAAGGAUGAUAUCAGCACAAAGAUAAACUCGCUUAAGGUUGCCACGGAACACAAGGGGGACUUUGUUAUAGACUUGCAGAAGGAUGAAGACACCAAAAAAUGCAGAAUCUUUAGUGUAAAUUUCCUCGGAGUUCCUACUCGUUCAUAUUCUCCAAAACCAGGUUAUUAUGCUACUGAGGUAAUGGACGGUGAUGAGUCUCUAUGGAAAGCCUCUGAAAGUACAAAUGAGAGAUGCUUAUCCUGUGACGUUUACACCAAGGAUGAACAAAGAAUCCUCUCUAUAACCAAGAAGAAAAAUGAUAAAACGGAUGAUGCAUUCUUUGAAUUUUCUGACGGAGAAUGGAAGAGCAUGACUGAAGAUGAGUUUCAUAGGAAGUUUCAAGCCAUGGUAGAUGGACCGUCUCAAGAAUCUACAGACUCUUUAGAUACCAGAAAGGUUGAGAAUGAGUCGUUACCAUCAGAUGAAGCGGAGGAUACUGAUUCGACAGUUACAUCAAACGAUCCUGUGAAUGUUGGAAAACUUGAGCAAGAUAAUACCCAACUUGAAGAUCAUACUGGGGAUGAGUCUGCACCAAGACGUACUGAACAAGGUGACCCUAAUCUACCGGAGACUCCUGUAGAAGAAGUACAGCCAGAAGUUGCUCCUCCUGCGGAAUCUCCUGAAGAUGUUCAACCUGAGAAGGGACCAGAAGAAGAAUCUGGAGAUGUAGGACCUUCCGAGUCUGAACCAGUUACCUCUCAAGAGGAGGAACCAGGAGAGUUUGAUCAGGCCUUCCCAGAAACUAAGGUAGAAGAGUCAAACUUGGUACCUGUCCUUACAGAAUUUCAAGAUGGUGAAGAUGCGAGUGAAAACAAGGUGGAAGGAGGUACUCCAGACGAUGAGGAAGAGUCCGGUGAAUCGCAACCUAAGGAAGUGGAUAAAGAGGAGCCUGACCAGCAGUCUGGUGAUAAUGCAGCUGGACCAGUUGCGGAUCCUCAAGAAUCUGGAGAUAUACAUUAUGAAAGUUCUCCAAGUACCGCUGCAGAACCAUCACCAACUGAAGAUACUGAACAGACUACCGUUUCUUCAAGUGACCCCGUAGAUCAGCAAACUACAGAGGUGAGUGAGCUUCAGGAGUCUGAGCCUUUACAGUCUACUGGAUCCCAUUUACAUCCUGAUGAGGAACCUGAGGUGACACCAUCUGAAACUUCUGCUACUGAGACACUGGACCUUUCACAUCAUGAUGACUCCCAGAUAGACUUGAAAAAAGGCAACGUGUCUGGGUUAGACUACAACAUAUACUCCCCAAAGAAGAAUGUUAAGAUUACAUCAGUUGUGGAUGCUGGUAAGGAGUUAUGGACUGUCUCCGAAAAGGACAAAUUUCUAUUCGCUAGUGUAUCAUCCAGAGAAGACUCUUCACUACUUUUAAUCGCUCCUAAAAUUUCUAAUGAUCUGUGCUUUGAGAAGACUGUUAAUGGUUGGACAUCCAUCAAGAAGGAAGAGUAUAAGAGUAAAUUAGAGGAUCUAAAGAGUGGAGUGAAUAAUCAACCUACUGGAGAGUCUAAAAAGCAUCUCCAGGGUACAUCUCCAAAAGAUACUCCUAAACCCGUUCAACCUGUCGAACAGCCAAAGGUGGUUCCACAGGAUUCAGCUCAUAAAGGAGUAGUUCAUGUUGAUCAACAGGAGAAUAAACCAGAGACAACUCCUGAAGGUAGGCAGGAACAAAAGCCAGCUACAAAUCUCCAGGGUGGUGUCUCAGCAAGAGCAAGAUGGGAAGCAACAGGAGCUCCUACUGGUCAGCCAAAAGAGCCCACUUCCAUAGCUGAUUUCAAAUCCAAGGUAGACUCUACCCUCUUUAAUCUAGAGGAGGCAGAGGAGGAUAAUGUUAAAGUUCUAAAUCUAAAGGCAAAACUUGAUACCAAAGUUACUAAACUUACUUAUGGAGAAGAUAAAGUUUGGGAAGAUAGAUGGAGUCCAUUUUCCUCUGCUAUCUUGUAUCUGGAUGGAGAAAAGCCUACUCUUGCCGUUAUAAAGACCAAGGACUCAGUGAUCUAUAGAUACCAUAAUGGUAAGAAGUGGAAGAAUGGCAGAGAAGGUACUCAUAAAACUAGACUCAAGAAGCUAAAGGAGAAGUAUGAACCUGUUGAUAAACCCGUAUGA
This is a messenger RNA of Theileria equi strain WA, 3369 nucleotides long. RefSeq lists its product as hypothetical. Bases 25 to 3369 code for a protein of 1114 amino acids. Lineage: Eukaryota; Apicomplexa; Aconoidasida; Piroplasmida; Theileriidae. The record is from RefSeq and is a predicted model, not a curated record. The transcript has a single exon.